AUGUUAGUUUUAUAUUUUGUUUGUCGCUUAGAACCUUUAAGUCGCACCGUAUCUUUUCUGUUCGGUAACAAUAAUGACAAUAGGAGACCUUAUCCCAGCGGAGAGGAUUUCGUUUGUCCUUUAGAACCUUUAAGUCGCACCGUAUCGUUUCUGUUCGGUAACAAAAAUGACAAUAGGAGACCUUAUCCCAGCGGAGAGGAUUUCGUUUGUCCUUUAGAACCUUUAAGUCGCACCGUGUCGUUUCUGUUUGGUAACAAUAAUGACAAUAGGAGACCUUAUCCCAGCGGAGAGGAUUUCGUUUGUCCUUUAGAACCUUUAAGUCGCACCGUAUCGUUUCUGUUCGGUAACAAUAAUGACAAUAGGAGACCUUAUCCCAGCGGAGAGGAUUUCGUUUGUCCUUUAGAACCUUUAAGUCGUACCGUGUCGUUUCUGUUCGGUAACAAUAAUGACAAUAGGAGACCUUAUCCCAGCGGAGAGGAUUUCGUUUGUCCUUUAGAACCUUUAAGUCGCACCGUGUCGUUUCUGUUCGGUAACAAUAAUGACAAUAGGAGACCUUAUCCCAGCGGAGAGGAUUUCGUUUGUCCUUUAGAACCUUUAAGUCGCACCGUAUCGUUUCUGUUCGGUAACAAUAAUGACAAUAGGAGACCUUAUCCCAGCGGAGAGGAUUUCGUUUGUCCUUUAGAACCUUUAAGUCGCACCGUAUCGUUUCUGUUCGGUAACAAUAAUGACAAUAGGAGACCUUAUCCCAGCGGAGAGGAUUUCGUUUGUCCUUUAGAACCUUUAAGUCGUACCGUAUCGUUUCUGUUCGGUAACAAUAAUGACAAUAGGAGACCUUAUCCCAGCGGAGAGGAUUUCGUUUGUCCUUUAGAACCUUUAAGUCGCACCGUAUCGUUUCUGUUCGGUAACAAUAAUGACAAUAGGAGACCAUAUCCCAGCGGAGAGGAUUUCGUUUGUCCUUUAGAACCUUUAAGUCGCACCGUAUCGUUUCUGUUCGGUAACAAUAAUGACAAUAGGAGACCUUACCCCAGCGGAGAGGAUUUCGUUUGUCCUUUAGAACCUUUAAGUCGCACCGUAUCGUUUCUGUUCGGUAACAAUAAUGACAAUAGGAGACCUUAUCCCAGCGGAGAGGAUUUCGUUUGUCCUUUAGAACCUUUAAGUCGUACCGUAUCGUUUCUGUUCGGUAACAAUAAUGACAAUAGGAGACCUUAUCCCAGCGGAGAGGAUUUCGUUUGUCCUUUAGAACCUUUAAGUCGCACCGUAUCGUUUCUGUUCGGUAACAAUAAUGACAAUAGGAGACCUUAUCCCAGCGGAGAGGAUUUCGUUUGUCCUUUAGAACCUUUAAGUCGCACCGUAUCGUUUCUGUUCGGUAACAAUAAUGACAAUAGGAGACCUUAUCCCAGCGGAGAGGAUUUCGUUUGUCCUUUAGAACCUUUAAGUCGUACCGUAUCGUUUCUGUUCGGUAACAAUAAUGACAAUAGGAGACCUUAUCCCAGCGGAGAGGAUUUCGUUUGUCCUUUAGAACCUUUAAGUCGCACCGUAUCGUUUCUGUUCGGUAACAAUAAUGACAAUAGGAGACCAUAUCCCAGCGGAGAGGAUUUCGUUUGUCCUUUAGAACCUUUAAGUCGCACCGUAUCGUUUCUGUUCGGUAACAAUAAUGACAAUAGGAGACCUUACCCCAGCGGAGAGGAUUUCGUUUGUCCUUUAGAACCUUUAAGUCGCACCGUAUCGUUUCUGUUCGGUAACAAUAAUGACAAUAGGAGACCUUAUCCCAGCGGAGAGGAUUUCGUUUGUCCUUUAGAACCUUUAAGUCGCACCGUAUCGUUUCUGUUCGGUAACAAUAAUGACAAUAGGAGACCUUAUCCCAGCGGAGAGGAUUUCGUUUGUCCUUUAGAACCUUUAAGUCGUACCGUAUCGUUUCUGUUCGGUAACAAUAAUGACAAUAGGAGACCAUAUCCCAGCGGAGAGGAUUUCGUUUGUCCUUUAGAACCUUUAAGUCGCACCGUAUCGUUUCUGUUCGGUAACAAUAAUGACAAUAGGAGACCAUAUCCCAGCGGAGAGGAUUUCGUUUGUCCUUUAGAACCUUUAAGUCGCACCGUAUCGUUUCUGUUCGGUAACAAUAAUGACAAUAGGAGACCUUACCCCAGCGGAGAGGAUUUCGUUUGUCCUUUAGAACCUUUAAGUCGCACCGUAUCGUUUCUGUUCGGUAACAAUAAUGACAAUAGGAGACCUUACCCCAGCGGAGAGGAUUUCGUUUGUCCUUUAGAACCUUUAAGUCGCACCGUAUCGUUUCUGUUCGGUAACAAUAAUGACAAUAGGAGACCUUAUCCCAGCGGAGAGGAUUUCGUUUGUCCUUUAGAACCUUUAAGUCGUACCGUAUCGUUUCUGUUCGGUAACAAUAAUGACAAUAGGAGACCUUAUCCCAGCGGAGAGGAUUUCGUUUGUCCUUUAGAACCUUUAAGUCGCACCGUGUCGUUUCUGUUCGGUAACAAUAAUGACAAUAGGAGACCUUAUCCCAGCGGAGAGGAUUUCGUUUGUCCUUUAGAACCUUUAAGUCGCACCGUGUCGUAUCUGUUCGGUAACAAUAAUGACAAUAGGAGACCUUAUCCCAGCGGAGAGGAUUUCGUUUGUCCUUUAGAAAAUUUAAGUCGCACCGUAUCGUUUCUGUUCGGUAACAAUAAUGACAAUGGGAGACCUUAUCCCAGCUGA
Molecule: messenger RNA, 2706 nt
Organism: Parnassius apollo (apollo)
Lineage: Eukaryota; Metazoa; Arthropoda; Insecta; Lepidoptera; Papilionidae
Source: the annotation of a GenBank genome assembly